AUGGCAGUAUUUCAUGAUGAAGUGGAAAUCGAGGAUUUCACAUAUGACGAGAAAAAUGAAUUAUACCACUACCCAUGCCCUUGUGGUGAUCGAUUUGAAAUAACAAAGGAGAUGCUGGAAAUGGGAGAAGACGUAGCCACCUGCCCUAGCUGUUCCUUAAUUAUACGUGUUAUUUAUGAUCCAGAUCUAUUCACCAAUUUAGAAACAUUGACGACGUCACUUCCCGGAACAAUGAUAUCUGAUACUGCAUAG
Messenger RNA from Haemonchus placei, 252 nucleotides. The record is from the annotation of a GenBank genome assembly. NCBI's taxonomy places the organism in Eukaryota, Metazoa, Nematoda, Chromadorea, Rhabditida, Trichostrongylidae.